AUGAAGGAACCUAAUCUCAUGCAGAAGUACCCCCUUGGAUAUCAGCCUGCUAUCCAUUACUUGCCGUAUCUUAUCUUCAUUUCUUAUGUUGUAAGCUUCAUUGGCGCUUUUACUACGGUGGAAUUGCUUCAUAGACGAGUUACGGGAGCAGGAUGGAGGAAUUGUGUUCAGCUGGCCCCUUGCUCCGUAUCUUUUGCCAUGGUCCUCGGGGAUGGAGAGGAGGAGAUCCAACUGUAUUACAGCGCGACCUUCACCGCAGUGUCUGCUCUCCUUCCCAUCAUUGUCAUCUUCCUAGGACUGUUGGUGGCCGACCAUUUCCACAGAGGGAACAAACGACGGACGACGCGCUAUACUGCCCUCUUGAUCUGCGGGGCAUGUUCCGGCACUGCUGUCACGGAGAUGCACUACCUUGGAAACCAGGGGACAACGGACUAUAAGCUUGAACCGGGUUGGCAGUAUAUUACCGGAGCUGCGGCAAUAGCGGUAGGCGCAUGCAUCAUCUCAUUUGGCCUUUUCUUCCACUGGAGUGGACACUGGAUGAUUACCGUAUGGAGACGUCUUCUCGUCGCUUGCUUCCUCGCCACGGCAGCCUCUGGCAUGCACUGGACAGCAGCAGCAGGUACUACUUACGAAAUAACAGGUUACCGCAGAAGAUCGGGACCGGCUCGAAAUGUCAACAUGAUCAUUGCCAUCUGCCUUUGUCUGAGCGCUUGUGGCGUCUGCUUUACCCUCGGGUUCCUCAAACAACGUCAUCGUAAGAGGCUUAGAGACAGGGCACAGCAGGUUGUGCUCGCUAUAGCAACAUUUGACACAAUCACUAGACAGUUUCACCGGCGGACCCUCGACGAAGAUUUCAACACUACGCAUCCCGUUUUCCAUUGGGCCUACAGAGUCUCACGUCAUUGGGAAGGGGUUACCGAAUUAGUGCCAGGAAUGCGCGACGAUUUGCUCACGACGGGAUAUCUUCAGACCCACACAUCGGUCAUGGGCAGUCGGUCGUCCAUUGGGUCUGAUGAUCAUCCAAACUACUCGACGACUUUCCGAGAGCUGUUCUGCGUGACAGCCCAUGAUAUUGCGAGAAGCCUGGAUACAAGGCUGCAGGAUCUCGGGUGUCUGUAUGAAGACAUCAUGACUACUGGGACACUGUUGAACAACCUCAACAGAAUCCGGCGCGAAGAUGAUGGAAGGAAGACGAUCAUUACGGCAGAAGCUGCGACUUCAUCCGGGGAGGUAGAAGUUGGUCUUGCGAAUCCAAUUCUUUUCGGGAAAGGGCAACUCCUUGUUCUUACCCGAAAAGUCUGUGCAAGGGAAGCCAACCGACUGCAGAAUAUCGGGCAUCGGUUCGCCAAUUUGGACCAAAUUGGGUAUCCACUCGCCCGUAGCUUGCAAAUAUCACGAGAAGACCUUCGCCUCAUGGUCACUCGUCUCCAACUUUUCUGUGACAGGAAGCCGUGGACCCCUUCCACCGGGACAUACCUGGCCGCAUUCCUGCUCCAACCGUCACCUCUUCUGAAGGGGUUAGACAUCAUAGUACCUAGAUACACUCCCGAUCGACUAUCAGUCGUAAAACUUAGUUCUGAGGAAUUGAGGUCGACACAAGUGAAGUUGUUCGCUCAAUUCGAAGGGAUGACGUUGGACGAGUGCCUGUCGCGCAUCCUUCAGCAGCAUAGAGCAACAGCAGAUGAAGACCAAAUUUGCCUAGGAAAGUUUCGUAACAAAAUAUACGAGCUCUUGAAGGAGGUGCCGGAGCCGUUCUUACGUCGAGCUACCUUUUCGGCCCAACAUCUCAGAAUUACUCAUGGCAUCAGCGCUGAAAACGACAUCAGUCAAGCCACUAUCUUCGCUUUCUGCGGGAUCAGAGAAGUCUAUAAUCAGUCACUCCAGAGUCCGGCAUUAAGACACGUACCAUUGUCAUUCUUCCAGUGCCAGCAACGAGUCUAUCCCGGAUGUCCCAACUAUGCUAUCUUAGCUAGAAAAAACCAUGUCGAGUUUGGCACCCUCAUCGCUGGAUCUUCGGCCGAUACGCAUCCUCUGCCGCCUCGACCGUCAACUAAAUGGUCGAACCGUUGGCCGUUUGUGAAGUCUGCUUCAACAUCGGAGGCCAGUCUGAACACCGACAGCAGCUCUGAAAAGGGACUUUUCAACAUCACAGAAUAUGCUUCCACUAACCCUACCAACAACGGAAGCCAUCCAUUUGGAGGCAUCAUGGUCAGUCAAGAUAUCACAAUCAACGACAACCAGAAGGACAGUCGCCAGCUCGAAAUGAGCGACAUGGGAGUCAAAUCAAUCGCCGGUGUCGCAGAGGGAGAACAACAGACAAUGAUCGACAAGAUGAUGUUCAUCACAACGUCGCUCCGAGAUCCCCAUACUCGGGACAGCCACGGUCGCUAAUAGUCGCUAAUGCCUUCUCGCAUCUUCCCGCUCUCUUUUCUUUUCAUCACCAGUAGGGUCCUUCACUCUUCGAUGUACCCAUCCGGAAUAUGCCGCCCUCCUUCAACAACUUGUAGAAUGAUACGUUCGAGGUUCGUCAUUGACCGGAUCAUGCAACAGGCGCGGACAGUCUCUUGCAUGGGGAAGGCUGGGCGCCGGGCUGCUUGAGCAGAGGCGUAAAGGGGGAUGUAUGAUGCAGCGAUGGGACUGGUGAUGCCGCAUGGGAUGAGCUGAUACUAUUUGUCAUGUAAUGUCUUCUGUACAAUGAAAAGAUGUUAUUCUUGAG
Lindgomyces ingoldianus is the source of this 2716-nucleotide messenger RNA. RefSeq lists its product as uncharacterized. The transcript has 5 exons. NCBI's taxonomy places the organism in Eukaryota, Fungi, Ascomycota, Dothideomycetes, Pleosporales, Lindgomycetaceae. The coding region runs from base 1 to 2391 and encodes 796 amino acids. The record is from RefSeq and is a predicted model, not a curated record.